AUGUUUACUCAUGUUAUUGGACGUAGUUUCGUAUAUUGUCUUAUUCGACGAUCACUUUCAAUACUUACUAACAAUUCUAUAUUACUUCCAUCACUCAUACGCAUUUAUAUCGUAGGUAGUGGUCCAUCUGGUUUUUAUUUAACACAAAAUUUAGUUAAACUUCGCCACACAAUACCAACAACAAUUGAUAUUAUUGAAAAAUCGCCUUCAUUUUUUGGUCUUGUUCGAUAUAAUGAUGCUUCACAUGAUCAUCCUGCAGUAGAAAAUGUUAUAUAA
Rotaria sordida is the source of this 276-nucleotide messenger RNA. The record is from the annotation of a GenBank genome assembly. NCBI's taxonomy places the organism in Eukaryota, Metazoa, Rotifera, Eurotatoria, Philodinida, Philodinidae.